AUGGUCCAGAAGCAUGCACUGGCUGUUGAACCGCUCGAGCUGACUGUCUGCUGGCCAACUUAUGGAAUUGCAUUCUACUACCCUCGCCGACCUGAAGCUCUUGUUCCUUCCCGCCAUCUACCGACCAUGAAUAAACUGGCAAAUAUGCGGCACUGGUCCGAGAGGAUGAGCCCCAACUUCGGUAUGGGCGGCCGCCCCAACAUGCCUGGCAACCCCCUCAACACGCAUCCCAAGAAUGCGCCUCAGACGGGCCCGAUCCUCACCAACCCGCAAGCCGUCGAUGCCACCAUUACCUACUCCUUCAACGUCCCCUUCUCGUCCGACCUCGCCGGUCCCAAUACCGAGGAAAUCCUGCAUUCUACCGCCGAUGCAGUGCUCCGAUGGACGCACCCCGAGGACGCACCUGAUGACGUCCAGGUUCACGAGCUUCCCGUCCACACCUACAACCUCAGUAAUCUGCAGCAAUUGUGUAGAGAUCUGUCAGGUGGCCCUCUCCCCAUCGAGGCCCAGGUCAUUUCAACGGCUCCUAGGAACGGUAGGGCCCAGCAAAUUACCACCGUCUGCCUUUCCGCCUCUCCCGAGCUCGUCAACAAGAGCCGCGAAACCAUUCUCAACGAGAUUCCCAUUGCCUUGCGCUGUACCAUCAUCGACAUCGAUGGCAAGCUGGUCUGCGAUUUGAACGCCGGCGUUCUCAAGAAGCCCGUCAUCGAGACCCUCGAUUCCAUCUCCAGUUUCUGCGGUGUUGACAUCUUCCUGCUCGGGCCCAAGCUAACUCCCAUGGUUGAUGGCGUUUCUGGAGAUUCCGAGAUGCGCAUGGACCAAAGAUGGAGAAUCGCCAUCUAUGGUGAUAUUUUGUCCUCGGAGCAUGCCAAGGCUCGUGUCCUCAUUCACAUUGACACUCUGCUUGGUCGUGUCGUCGAUGCCACCCGAGUCGAACUUUCGCUGCAUCAACUUGUCUGCGGCCGCCAUCGUAAGAACAUCAAGCUCAUCGAGUCAUCCACGGGAACUGCCAUUUACUUUCCGCCGCUUUUCUCGCAAAUGUACCGCUACUGCCCCCCCAAUGCCAACCGACGUGACCCGGCCGAAAUUUACAUUACAGGUGACUCCCACCAGGCCAUCGAACUUGCCAAGCAAAAGCUCCACGAAACUGUCUCUCGUAUCCGCCUCUAUGUCAAGGAUGUCAACAUUCCUGCUGCCAAAAUUGACACCAUCCUUCUUGACCGCCUAGAUAAGGUUCGAAAAGUUCUAGAGGCCAACGGCACUUACAUCAUGUUUCCUCCCCUCGCCUGCCAACGCAGCAUGGUCCGAGUUCAGGGCAGCGAGGGCUUGCCCGUCGAGCGCACCGUACGCGAGCUCAUGUCCCUUGCUGGUCAGUUUUACUCGGCCGCCUGGUUCCUGCAGCAGCCCGACGCUCGACAGCUCCCUGGCCCAGCCGAUACACAGGCUAUGCUUGGUGAGAUUUGUGCAAAUUCGGAUGCUGAUGUAUCUUUUGAUAAGAUGUCCUUUACUGUGACUGGCUCUGAUGACGCUGUAAAGGCUGCCUUGACCGUCAUCUCGGACCUGAGGUUUGUCUCGCAGCCCCAGUACCAGAUUCGUGUCAAGAUUGAGUUGGCAAAUGAGCAUAAGGAGUUUGUCAGCGGCAAGAAGAAUGGCAAGAUCAACAAGAUUAUGGGGCAGAGCAACGUGCAAAUCAUCUUUGACGGUUUCAACGAAUACAACUUCAACAUUGACGUCAUGGCUGCCAGCUACGAAUCGCUUAAGCAAGGCCUGACCCUUGUCGAGCAGGAAAUGCCGGCAUCCAUUUCGUUCCACGUUCCGGAUCAAUACCACAAGCGAAUCAUUGGCAUCGGUGGUCAGCACAUUCAGCGCAUCAUGAAGAAGCACUCUGUCUUUGUCAAGUUUUCCAACGCCAUGGACCGAGGCGGCAUGGGCCGCGAGGAUGAUGAUCUCAAGGUUGACAAUGUCAUUUGCCGCACCCCUGCUCGAAAUGCUCAGAACUUGGAUGCCGUCAAGAACGAAAUCUUGGAGAUGGUCGACCGAGCAGAUUCCGAGUAUACGUCUCAGAUUGUCAAUGUGGAUCGCCUCUACCACCGCGAGCUCAUUGCUCGUCUUUCCGAAAUUGAUGAGCUUGAGCAAAAGUUUAAUUGCAAGAUCAGCUUCCCUAGCACCGAGCAAGCCAGCGAUGAAGUUACAGUCACAGGUCCCCAGUGGCAAGUACCGCACUGCGUCGAUGAGUUUUUGGGCAUGGUCCCUGACAAGCACGACCUCGUUUUUUCUUACUCUCCAGAGCUUGUCAAAUUCCUUGAGUCGGUCGACUUCGUUCACGACUUGGUUCCCAAGCUGAAGAGUCAGUACGAGGUAGCUGUCACCGUUCACCAGAACCCCGAGGAGCUCACGGAAGACGGGAAGCCUACCCUGACACUGGUUUGGGGCUUCACUCGCAACAAUGCCGGCGGCCUUCGUGAUGCCGUUGACUUCCUCGAGGCCGAGUUUGCCACUGCUGCAGUGGAUGCCACUGUCGUCAAGGGCUUCAUCCCUCGACCCAAAUCUGACUCCUUUGAAGACUCUCUGCAGUAUUUCGACUCGAAGCUUCUGCAACAUGCUCCAUCGUCGGUCGGCAGUGAGACGCCCACCAAGUCUGCCUUCGGAGCCGAGAUCAUUCGCGAGCGUAGUAGCAUCCUGGAUCGCCUUCGCAAGCCUGGCAGUAUGACGUCUCUCUCUUCAUUCUUGGACCGCAGAAAGAACAGCUCCCACUCCGCCAACGGCAGCUUCUUCAAGGGUUCGAGCAACGUUUCCAAGUCAUCACUCAUCUCGAUUGAGUCUACGCGCAGCUUCAACGCUGAUCGGAACCCCUGGAACGACAGCGGCGUCAACCUUGUUGACGAGGAGAACCCCUGGGGUAUUCGCCUUCUCGGCCCUGUCGAUGCCAAGCUCACUAUCCCCCACGGUGGUGACAUUACCCCCAGACACGGCACCCGCGCAUCCGGCGAUAGCGGUCGCCCCUCCACUUCCCAUUCUCUCAAUUCUGGAUACCCCGCCCCCAGUGGGCAUUUCCGUUAG
Cordyceps militaris CM01 is the source of this 3060-nucleotide messenger RNA. RefSeq names its product KH domain protein. Gene Ontology annotation, cellular component: nucleus; cytoplasm. The transcript has 4 exons. Gene Ontology annotation, biological process: nuclear division. The coding region runs from base 1 to 3060 and encodes 1019 amino acids. Gene Ontology annotation, molecular function: mRNA binding. Lineage: Eukaryota; Fungi; Ascomycota; Sordariomycetes; Hypocreales; Cordycipitaceae. The record is from RefSeq and is a predicted model, not a curated record.